Paralichthys olivaceus (Japanese flounder) is the source of this 1086-nucleotide messenger RNA. It is a transcript of the gene c2h1orf50, whose product is annotated as chromosome 2 C1orf50 homolog. Lineage: Eukaryota; Metazoa; Chordata; Actinopteri; Pleuronectiformes; Paralichthyidae. The record is from RefSeq and is a predicted model, not a curated record.
CGUGGGACAUGUAGGACCCCGUGGGCUCCUCCGGUAUGGUCAAACAUUGGCUGGUUACAAAAGCAGCUGGUGUGGACGGAGAGAGCAACAUCUGAGGAAGCUGUGCAGAAGAAGAGACCAUGGACAGGACGGUCAGCCUCAGCAGACCCGACCACACCUCCACAGCCACUCUGGUUGAGAGCAGCAGCGCCCCCGGCGGCCUGGAACUGGUCAGCUCCUACCAGACCAACAGAGUGGGGGACCCCAUGGACCUGGUGGCCCUGGCAGCCCAAGUACAAAAGGGAGACGAUUUCAUCAAAGCCAACGCUUCCAACAAACUGACAGUCAUCGCUGACCAGAUCAGGUACCUACAGGAGCAGGCGAGAAAGGUUUUGGAAGAGGCUAAAAGAGAUGCUGACCUCCACCACGCUGCCUGUAACAUAGUGAAGAAGCCAGGCACCAUGUACUACCUCUAUCAGCGGCCAUCUGGGCAGAAGUACUUCUCCAUUAUCUCCCCUAAGGAAUGGGGCCCAAGUUGCCCUCACCCAUUUGUCGGUGCGUUCAAACUCCAACAUGACAUGUCCUGGACCCCUGUAGACGAGGUGGAGAAGAGGGAUGCAGAGAUUGCCAUCAUGAACAAGCUCAUCAGCCAGCAGACCGCUUUACCACCUUGCACAGAACCCAACUUCAAAGGCCUCUCUGAGUAAAGCACUGCUGAAGCUGGACUGAAAAGAGGACUGGACUUAUCAAGGACACAUGCUGGAGACUAAUUCUACUUUUAAUGAACAUCAGUUUGAACUGAGACGAAUCCAGGUGUGGAUUGGAAUCACUGAUAUCAAUCACUGAUAUCAAUCACUGAUAUCAAAAUGUCAGAGUGUCUCAGUGGCUUUCAUGUACUGCCUUAAGUGAACACAGUCAUGCAUUACAACACGUUUUAGUCUGUAUAGUCACAACCUCAGUAUCAUACAGGGCUGCCGCUUUUGUAAGCUAGUUAUCGUCAUUAUCCUGUGCAACUCAAAGUGAAUGAUUUAUUUUGUAGAUGCUGCCAAUAAGGUUGGGACUUCAUUUGGUGAAUAAAAUCAUCUGUUUAAUCUCAGGUCAACAAAA